AUGAGUGCUCUCUUCAAUUUCCAAGCGCUUUUACAAGUUCUGCUUUUGCUCGUUUGUUCAUGUACAUAUAUCCACUCGCAAUGGCCAUCGUUACUGGAUAGAUAUAAGGAUCACAGCAUGUUAGGUGCAUUCUGGAAAUGUGCUCGUAUCGGUGAAAGAGCAAGUCCAUACGUGAGCAUUGCGUGUAUCGUCAUGGCAGUGAACCAGUUUCAGACGUGA
Messenger RNA from Lachancea meyersii CBS 8951, 219 nucleotides. Lineage: Eukaryota; Fungi; Ascomycota; Saccharomycetes; Saccharomycetales; Saccharomycetaceae. The record is from the annotation of a GenBank genome assembly.